CUGUACCAACUGAGAACUUUAAAGUAACUUUAUAUGUCACUUAGGAUUUUAGCCAAAUGAAAUACUAAUUCUGAGAGUUGUGUGAGCAUCAUAUUUUAGCUUUAUUAGUUGUGAAUCAUGUCAUUUAGAGUGAUAGAUGGAUAAAAAGGUAGUUACACUGUUGGGGGAAAAUGGUCUCUUGUAGAAAGGAAAGAGUUGUGGUUUUGGCACUUGUGAGCUGCUUAGUUCUGUAGUGGGUGUUUUCCUCCAUUGGACAGGAAGACAUGACAGGGAAUGUAAAUGUUUGUGUGAGUGUGCAUGCGUACUUGCAUUCAUGAUCAGCUAGUGUGUCUGAAAGACAUACAGACAUACGGAGAGUCACAGAGUCUUUGGCUAGAGGGUGUAGGUCUGCCUGUUCACAAUGCUGUUGCCACAAGCUUUCUCUCUCCUAACCACCCUCACCCUCUCUACCUCAUGUACUGGUGUUAAGGAGACCGUUAGAGCAGCCAAAGGCAGUCCUUCCCACCUUCCUUGUCCCUCACCCUUUGGAUUUGAUGGGAAAGUUGUUUUUAAAUGGAAGAAAUUUGGAAGUCCUGACAUUAUUUGCGAAUACAAUGUGAAUGGAGAAAUCAGUUCAGUCGUAUCCUGUAAAUCUCGAUUCAAUGUAACCGGACAACCUCCUAAGCUGUAUGUUACAGAGCCAAAGAGCACCGACUCUGGUCUAUAUACCUGCUUAAUAUCAAGAGUCAUACCACCACCAACCAUUGAGAUAUCCUCCACUGUUGAUCUUCAAGUUACAGUUCCAGUGCUAUUCUCUUUUGCAGUGCUUCCAGGUCUAGUCCUAGAGAGGCAGAACAGCAGUGAUGCUGGCUGCAUCCAGCUUCUCUGUACUUUGGAGGGCCUUGACCCCCAGGACGUCAACUUCACUUGGACCCGACAAGGUCAGGGUUCACCGGAGACACUGUUGACCAAUCACAGCCCCUCUAAACAGAGCAGCUUUCUGACCCUGUGCCAAUCAGUGUGGAGAGAGGGUGACACGAUCACCUGCAAUGUCAGACUCUUAGCCAAUAACACCGACCUGAGCAUCAGACUUCCCUACAGUGAACUAAAGCCCUACCAUGAGAACAACCUUUUGACUAUCAUCUGUGUCAGCACAUCCAUCGGGGUUGUGGCCAUCGCAGCUGUCACCAUAAGUAUUUACAAAUGUCAGCAGAGGACCAAUGAUGAAGGUGAUUCCGUCUCAUAUAACAACAAGGUGUACGAGAACUUCAGUUUCAGCACACAAACCCAACAGAGACAGACGACCACUGCGUCCAUCCAGGAACAAUGCAUUUAUGAGAACUAGACAAUCUUAAUCUCACUCUGACAUCCUUGUUCCUCUUUUCAUCCGAGUUCAUAGAUGUGACAUUAUGACAUUGCCAGCAGUAAGAUUUUAGUUUGAUUUCCAAAAAGACAAGGCCUGUAGCUUUCAAAUGAUAUGUCAAUUUCUAUUUUCUGAUUAUUAUUUUUUGGGGGUUCAGAGUUUAACAGGUUAAAAUAUAUCUGACAAUCACGCAAAAACUCUUUCCAAACAUUUACUCUAGGCAUACAUUGGGUGGUUGCCAUUGAUAUCAUUAAAUUGUAUAUAACGUUUUCCUCUUCCUGUCCUUUUUAGUGUGAUAUAAAACCUUACUGUGCAUGUGUGAAUCACUCUGGAUAAGAGUGUUUGGGCCAAUGACUACUGGUAAAUUAAUGUAAUGUCCUCAAUACCUGCUUGGGACUUAUUUUCUAUGAGAUUUGCAUGUUCUGAAUAUCAAUCCUGUGGAAAUUCAUUGCUAAAUUAACAUGUAUGUAAAUGGUUUAAUGUACCGGUUAUCUGCAUUGCA
This is a messenger RNA of Oncorhynchus tshawytscha (Chinook salmon), 1844 nucleotides long. RefSeq lists its product as uncharacterized. The coding region runs from base 401 to 1324 and encodes 307 amino acids. The transcript has 5 exons. The record is from RefSeq and is a predicted model, not a curated record. NCBI's taxonomy places the organism in Eukaryota, Metazoa, Chordata, Actinopteri, Salmoniformes, Salmonidae.